AUGGAGAAACCAAAACACGAAGUAGACGAAAACCCUUCACCCGCCGCCACUAUCAUCCCUCAAAACAACAUCGUUACCCACGAAAACCCUAACUCCAUCACCGAAAACACCACCACAUUCUCCGAGCUCGGACUCUCGGAAUGGGCGGUGAAAACCUGCAAGGAGCUCAGAAUGUUAACGCCACGCCGCGUGCAGCAGUACUGCAUCCCCAAGAUUCUAGAAGGCCGUCAUGUAAUCGGAAUCGACGAGACUGGUAGUGGUAAAACGGCGGCGUUUGCGCUUCCUAUACUCCAGCGUCUGGCGGAGCAUCCGUUUGGUGUGUUUGCCCUCGUGGUGACGCCCACUCGCGAGCUUGCGUUUCAGCUCGCGGAGCAGUUUCGUGCCCUUGGUUCCUCUAUCCGACUCCGGAUUGCUUUGAUUGUUGGUGGUAUGGAUAUGCUUAGACAGACUAAAGACUUGGUUGCUAGGCCUCACCUUGUUAUCGCUACUCCCGGAAGGAUCAAUGUUUUGCUCAAGGAUAAUCCUGAAAUUGCUCCUGUUUUCUCCAGGACUAAGUUUCUUGUCUUGGAUGAAGCAGAUCGGGUCCUGGAUGUUGGGUUUCAGGAGGAAUUGAAAUUUAUCUUUCAGUGCUUACCAGAAAGCCGGCAAAACCUAUUCUUUUCUGCAACUACAACUAGUAAUUUGCAAAAGUUGCGUGAGCGUUAUCAACAUAAGCUAUAUGCCUUCGAGGCUUAUGAAGGGUUUAAGACAGUUGAAAAACUCACUCAACAAGCUGUAUUCAUCCCUAAAAAGGUGAAGGAUGUGUAUUUGUUGCAUAUCUUGUCUAAAAUGAAAGAUAUGGGAGUUCGGUCUGCCAUUGUCUUUGUCUCCACUUGCAGAGAUUGUCAUCGUUUAAAUUUAAUGCUGGAAGUGCUUGAUCAAGAAGCUGCAGCUCUGUAUUCAUUCAGAUCACAGGCUCAGAGGCUUGAAGCACUUCAUGAAUUUAAAUCAGGAAAGGUUCCUAUAUUACUAGCAACUGAUGUUGCUGGCCGCGGUUUGGAUAUUCCUACAGUUGAUCUUGUUAUUAAUUAUGAUGUUCCAAGGAUUCCACGAGAUUAUAUCCAUCGUGUUGGUCGUACUGCAAGAGCAGGUAGAGGGGGGCUUGCUCUGAGCCUUGUCACCCAGAAUGAUGUUGAUCUCGUUCGUGAAAUAGAGGCCCUUACCAAAAGGCAACUUGAUAUGAUUGAAUACAAAGAAAAUGAGGUGCUUUCUCUCAUGAAAAAGGUUUUCAGUGCUAAAAAUGUUGCAACAAUGAAGAUGAUAGAUGAUGGGUUUGAAGAGAAAGCAAAAGUGAGGAAAAAACAGAAACUGAAAAUGUUAGAAGAAAAAGGAUUAUUAAAGCAAAGAAGUAAGAGAAAAAGAAAUAAAGAAUUUUCAAAGAAACAUGAAAAAGUGGAACUGGAUGCAUCAGCAGAUAUAGCAUCACUAAAGAAAAGGAGCAAAAAUGAAAGGCAAGAGAAAAAUGGAGGUAUAUUUUGA
Messenger RNA from Vicia faba (fava bean), 1518 nucleotides. The record is from the annotation of a GenBank genome assembly. Lineage: Eukaryota; Viridiplantae; Streptophyta; Magnoliopsida; Fabales; Fabaceae.